AAUUUGAGCUGGGAUAGUAUAGUCGACGACUUUGACCAAGAACUAGACUGUAUUCAGAAUAUAUUUAUGCAGAAAUAACACGUUUUCUACCGCCUGCCGUCCUUUGCUCACAACAAAAUCAGAGAUUCAGUUUCGGACGCUUUAAAUAGGAAUCUUCCCAUGAUUCACUGCUUAUUUUCCUUCGCAAUAAGUUGGUCUUCCUUGGCCUGUUUUUGUGAUUCAGCUGCCAUUCUCAUUGCCAUGCCCAUAAUUCCUUCUUAAUUGCCUUACAAGUCUUCCAUUUUUUAUUUUACUUCUGGUGUAUUGUUCUUUUCGAAAGCACGUAAUCGAGCAAGAACUAAACUUCAAAAUAUGUAUUCUUCAUUUCUUCUCCCAUUGGACCUUAGCAUCUGCCCUUCUCCUUCCUAUAUCAUGUCAUGUUUUCCGGUUGAAGAGGCAAGAGAAUUGUGCUGCUCAGCAGUUUCAGCAGUUAUUACUAAACUGUUUUAUGCAAUCUUUAUCUUUAUAUUUGCAGUGGUUGGAGCAACUUUAGGAGCCGUGACUGGAGCUUUUGUUGGGGCAAAAACAAAGAUCGGUUGUCUUCAUGGAGCCGCGGUUGGAGCCAUAAAGGGCAGUUUUUUAACCGUCAAGCUCUUUAAAAUUUCAGUCAUAGUUUGGAGUUCCGAUAACAUGUCGACGAGUUAUCUCCUCCAACUGAUAAACCCAUUCGACUCUAGAUUCAACAAAGUUCCCGAGAAUGAACGGUUGUCAAAGAGUUCGACAGAAAAAAUUCCAAAGAUCAGAAUCACAGAAGAAAACAUAUGGGAUUCAUCCAGGAACAGAAUCUGUUGUUCGAUUUGCCUUCAGGACUUUUUACCGGGAGAAAUAGUUCAUAGCUUGCCACAAUGUCACCAUAUGUUUCAUAUGUCGUGUAUUGGGAAGUGGCAAAUAGGGCAUAAAUCUUGCCCUUUAUGCAGGAGAAAUUUUUAACGCUCAAAGUAGAACUCAGAAAAUUGAGUUCUGCCUCUGCCUCUACUGUUUAGAAAGUCUGUACGCAUUCGUCAACAAAGUUCCCAUUCAUGUACUACAAGAUCAACUACGAAGUUCUAACCAAACAAGACACGUAACCACACCAGAAUUAGACUAGGAAUUCAGAAUUUUUGUGCAUACGCAGUAGCUUCUACGUAAUUAUAAUUUUUUUGUAUGCAUUAUGCCUAUCAAUUAUUACGGUUAAAUUAUACCAUGCAAAUUCUGGUCAACCCCUUUUUUUUUUCACGUGGACUCUUUAGUUUUUCAUACCGUGUAAGUUUCGGUUACCAUCGUCGAUUUCAUUCGCAACCAAUUUCAACGAAUCUUCCACGUAAAUCAAAUGAGACUCUGCCAAAGUUUGGGAGCAGUAAGAUUUCAAAAGAAAUUGGAAAGUGGCAAUCAGCAGCAGAUAAAAACUCAUGAGGAAAACGUUGUGCUACUAGACUUUAGAGGUAGACAUAGGCUAUAAUUCCAACGACUUACUCAACCUCUCGUUUUUUCCCGGCAAUUCAACUCUUAACAGCUUGCUUUGGAUAACAAAACAAUACCCUGAAAAUAAUGUUUUUGGAAAAGCUUCUGGGUUCUCAAAACAAAGAAUACUUUAUGACAAAAAUAAUCACUAGGCAUGACCUUGAUUGAAAGUUGAGUGAAACAUAUGUAGUGCACUGCAUUGGUAGAGAAGCCAUUCACCAAGACUGAUUUCCGUUGAGGCCAUGCACCAGAGGCAAGUGUUUUAGGUGAAACAACCUGUUGGCGACUUAAUUCAAAUGAAAAUUGAUAUCAUGUAAAUAAGCAAAGGGCAGACUUGCUUUAUC
Molecule: messenger RNA, 1823 nt
Organism: Durio zibethinus
Lineage: Eukaryota; Viridiplantae; Streptophyta; Magnoliopsida; Malvales; Malvaceae
Product: NEP1-interacting protein 1-like
Source: RefSeq, a predicted model, not a curated record